AUGUCGCUGCUGCAAAGCUCCAAGAAGAAGGACAAGCGCAUUUUGUCUGGUACCUGCCCAGAUCCGAAAUGCCAGGCGAGGCUGUUCUUCCCUGCUUAUGGCUCCAUUAGCAUCGAGUGCACCGAGUGUGGGCAACGCCACGAACAGAAGAACCUUCUGAACGUCGAGGAGGUGACCGAUCCGGAUGUGGUGCUUCACAACCUGCUGAGGAACGCCCUGCUCGGCGUCACCGGAGCCCCGAAGAAAGGAACCGAGCUGGUGAAGGUGAUGGGGCUCUCCAACUACCACUGCAAGCUCCUGUCUCCGGUUCUGACCAGGUACGGCAUGGAUAAACAAACCGGCAAAGCCAAGCUGUUGAGGGAAAUGAACCAAGGUGAGAUCUUUGACUGCUCGCUGCUGGGUGACCGGGCUUUCCUGAUUGAGCCGGACCACGUUUCCACGGUGGGAUAUGGGAAGGACAGGUCAGGCAGCCUCAUCUACCUCCACGACACCCUGGAGGAGAUCAAGAAAGCCAACGGCAACAGAGAAUGCCUCAUCCCCGUUCACGUGGACGGAGACGGACACUGCCUGGUGCACGCCGUGUCCAGGGCGCUGGUGGGCCGGGAAUUGUUCUGGCAUGCGCUGAGGGAAAACCUGAAACAAAACUUCAAACAAAACCUGGACCGCUACAAGGCCCUGUUCCAGGAUUUUAUCGACGCUGCCGAAUGGGAGGACAUAAUCAACGAAUGUGACCCGCUGUUCAUCCCGCCCGAAGGCGUCCCGCUAGGACUGCGAAACAUCCACAUAUUUGGCCUGGCCAACGUGCUGCACCGGCCCAUAAUCCUCCUGGAUUCCCUGAGUGGGAUGAGGAGCUCGGGAGAUUAUUCGGCCACCUUCCUGCCGGGGCUGGUGCCAGAGGAGCAGUGCAAGGGGAAAGAUGGGAAGCUGAACAAGCCCAUCUGCAUCGCCUGGAGCAGCUCGGGACGCAACCACUACAUCCCCCUGGUGGGAAUCAAGAACACGGUGCUGCCCAAGCUGGCUGCUCGCCUCCUCCCAAAGGCCUGGGGAGUCCCUCAGGAGCUCAUCAGGAAGUACAUCAAGCUGGAGACGGACGGGAGCUGCGUGAUCGGCGGAGACCGCAGCCUGCAGGACAAGUACCUGAUGAGACUGGUCAACGCCAUGGAGGAGGUCUUCAUGGAGAAGCACGGCAUCCACCCCUCGCUGGUGGCCGACAUGCACCAGUACGUCUACAGGCGGACCGGGGUGAUCGGCGUCCAGCCUGAGGAGGUGACCGAGGCCACCAAGAAGUCCGUGAUGGAGAACCGGCUGCACCGCUGCCUGAUCUGUGGCGCCCUCUCCGAGCUCCACGUGCCACCAGAGUGGCUGGCACCUGGCGGCAAGCUCUACAACCUAGCCAAGUCGACACAUGGCCAGCUGCGUCCAGACAAGAACUACAGCUUCCCGCUCAACAAUGUGGUCUGCUCCUACGACCCUCAGAGAGACGUCCUCGUCCCUGACUACAAGCUGAGCUCCCUCAACACUUGCAACUGGUGCCAUGGCACCUCGGUCCGCCACGUCCGCGGAGAUGGGUCGGUGGUGUACCUGGACGGAGACAGAACCAACACCCGCUCCCAGGGAGGGAAAUGCGGAUGCGGCUUCAAGCAUUUCUGGGAAGGGAAGGAAUAUGACAACCUUCCUGAGGCGUUUCCCAUCACCCUGGAGUGGGGGGGGCGAGUGGUUCGGGAGACGGUGUACUGGUUCCAGUACGAGACAGACGCCGCUUUAAAUAGCAACGUCUAUGAUGUGGCCAUGAAGCUGGUCACCAAGCACUUCCCAGGCGAGUUCGGCAGUGAGAUCCUGGUGCAGAAGGUGGUCAACACCAUCCUGCAUCAUACUGCCAAGAAGAACCCAGACGAGUACAACCCCGUGUCCAUUGACGGCGCCCACGCCCAGAGGCUCACCGAUGCCACGGAAAGUCCGCAGGCCGCGGACCCGCAGCCACCCACAAAGAUUAUCUUGACGGGUCAGAAAGCGAAGACGCUUCACAAAGAGGAGCUGACCAUGAGCAGAACGGAGCGCAGCCUCCAGCAGAGCAUCAGCGAGCAGGCCUUUGUCAGCCAGAAGCGACGGACCGACAGGCUGAAGCAGGAGCAGAGGGGACAUGGUCGGACGUCUUCCCCCGGUGGCUCCCCAGAAACCUCUUCCUCCUCUGCUCCAGCCACGCCCACCAAAUCCGCCUCCUCGCCGUCGUCCUAUAAGGAGAAGAAGAUCCGCGUCACAACCAGCGAUGGCCGGCAGGCCAUGCUGACCCUGCAGGCUCAGACCACCUUCUCCGAGCUGCAGAGGAGCAUUGCCAACCAGUUCGCCGUGCCGCCGGCCCAGCAGUGCAUCCGCUACGGCUUCCCGCCCAAAGAGCUCGUCCCCCCGAAGGACGGCGAGGAGAACGAGCCGGUGGCCCUGCAGCACGGCGACAGGGUGACGGUGGAGAUCCUGCGGGGUUCAGAGGACAAGAGCCCGGCCUCCAUACCCCGCGCCUCCAGCUCCCACUCGUCCCUGCACUCGGUGAAGAGCGAGGAUGCCGUCACAUCUGGCAGGAUGAGCAGCCGGGAGCUCCAGGACAGCAUCGACCUUGAGAUGUCCUCCCUCUGUCUCCUAGCAACCUUGAUGGGUGAGGACGUGUGGUCCUACGCCAAGAAGCUGCCCCACCUGUUCCAGCAGGGCGGCGUCUUCUACAACAUCGUCAAGAAGGACAUGGGUCUGAUGGACGGGAAGCACUGCACGCUGCCUCACCUGACGGGGAAGACGUUUGUGUACAACGCGGCGGAGCAGCGGCUGGAGCUGUGCGUGGACGCCGCCGGCCACUUCCCGGUGGGGCCGGACGUGGAGGAGCUGGUGAAGGAGGCGCUGGUGCAGCUGCGCUCGGAGGCCAGCAGGGGGAGCCGCGAGGGCAGCCCGUCGCACGGCGUGCUGCGGCUGGGCAGCGGCGGCGUCGUCCGCAAGAAGGAGCAGCUUCAGAACGUCACCGCCUUCCAGGGAAAAGGCCACUCCCUGGGCAGCGCCGGAGGCUCCUCCCCCCCCGAGCACCGGCCAAUCACCCGCCAGCACAGCAGCGGCGUGGACCUGAGCGCCAGCGUGUCCCGAGGCCCCCCCGACCUGUCGGACAUCCCCGAGGACGCCACCAGGGAGCUGGUGCGCAUGGCGCCGGGCUUCGUGACCACGAAGGACGGGCGCAGCCUGGACCCCGGCCUGAUGGAGCAGCAGAGGAGGAAGCUGCAGGAGAUGGUCUCCUCCAUCCAGGCCUCCAUGGAGCGCCACCUGCGGGAGCAGCAGAGCAUGGCGGCCGGAGGGGGCGGGGCCAACAGGGAGCGGACAGGUGGGGCUAAGGCGGGCGCGACCCAGCCCUCCCCUGCCGCCGGCCGCCGGGAGCCGGCGCCUGCGGACGCGGCGCUCGGCGGCAAAGCGGACGGGAAGGCGGCGAGCUCGGAGGAGCCGGAGGAGAUGGAGAGCCAGGACGCCGAGCAGAGCGGCGCCGCCGAGCCCAUGGAUCACUCCUGAUGGGCGGGUUUCUUCUGGCUCGCCGCCGCCGGCACCUCCGGGCGACGCCUCGGGCGGGAUCCAACAGCUUCGGUCUUCAUUGUGUUUCGUUGUCUUCGCUGCAUGACUCAAGAGAAGGUGGAGCCUCGUCUCGCCGCCACAGAACCACGAGAGCCGAGGAGCCGCCGCUCGCCUCGCGUCAAACGCAUUCCUGUAGAUAGAAGAAUCCUCCGAGUCUUAAGGCCGAGCGGGAGCAGAGGCCCCGCCCCCACGCCGGCACCGUAACGUCCCGCUUCCAUCGCGCACGCUCCGACGUGCACGUGUCGCCUUCAUCACAUGACCCGCUCUCCCGCCGCCCCGCCGGGCUGCAGGGCCGCCGCCGGCUCCCUGUUUGUUUCUCUGACCUUUGACCCUGCAGCCUGCUCUUCUUUUUCUUUUUUCUUGGAAGAAGAAGCGUCGUGACACUCGCCGCCUCUCACAGAUUUCAACUUCCUGUUUUGCUGUUGGUUUGGUUUGAAAAAUCACUUCAGAUGUUACUAAAAAUGUAAUUCAUGAGAAUGCCAUUAAGAGCCUGUAGCCAAUGGAAAAGAGAAUGCUCUUGUUUCAGUGUUGAGAUGAAUCUGUUCACGCUGCUUUUCUUGUUCAUAUGGUUCAGUAGUUGCUUUAUGCUUGAAACGUCCCAUAAAUACUAGAAUAUGGCCAAAGAUAAAAGAAGUUUGAAACUCGUGAACCCAUGGAUGGGCUUUUAUUUACUUCUCUGAACAAAACCCCUUUAUUUCAUUUCAAAAAUAUUUUAAGAAAUGCUACUUUGGCUCACGAGGAUGCAGUUUUUAUAUUGGAGAAGCCACAUUGUUAUUCCAGCGAUAUAAAUAAUGAUAAUAAUAAAAAAGAAAAUUCUUAUAAAAUUAAAAUAUUCACCACACUUUUCUUUCAUUUUUUUCUUGCUUUUGUCAUGUAAUUUUUUUUUCUUUUUUUUUUUUUUUUUUUUAACUUUUUGGUAACGGCAAGAUGUUUUCCAACAACAGAUGUAAUCUUCAAAGGCCAAAGUAAAACCUUUUAAAAAUAUUUUUGAAAAUAGGUGAAAUGUCACCGGUCGAGCUGUUCAGUCGCCCGGGGCCUGAACGGGGCCUCUCCACUUCCUGUCCUAUGCAAAAAAAAAAAAAAAAAAAAAAAAUCUCCACUGAACUUCCACAAAUUAGUUUCCAGGUUGACCACUGGGGGGCGCUGCAGCCGAGGAGCCUGUCGCAGUAAUGUGACCCAGACCGGGGAAGACAUUGACUCUUCGUCUCUUCUUCAUUUUGUUGAGUCGACUCGUGGCGGUGGCGGUGGCGGCGGCGGCGGCGGCUGUCUGCAGGUUAACCCUUUGAAUCCUGGAUGGACGGCAGAUUUGUUUUUGAAAUGUUUGUCGUUUUCUUACGACCUCGUACUGAUUUUUUUUUUUGCAAAUUCUCGGGUCAUUUCUCGCCAAGUCGCUUGUUGUGUUUUUUUCCUCAUGUUUCUGAGAGAAAUGCAGCCAAUCUGCUCAGGGCUCAGAGGGUUAAAGUGGUAGCUGUGGCGUCUUCUCCUCCGUACGAGAACCAGAUCCUGCAGGUUGGCCCCGUCGGCGCCCCCCUGUGGAGAGAGCGAGCGCUGCACCGCCGCUGCUCCUCUCUGUUCCGAGCUGGAAAAUGUUUAGAAGGAGGAGCAGCAACACGUUUGUUUGGGCGUCAGCGUCCAGGCUCUGUCGCAGCGCUGCGGCCGCCACACUGCAGGAACUACUUUCUCUCUGCACCCCGUCAGCGCCCCCUGGGGUACGGGGGGUGUAUUACACUCGUAUGGAGGAGAAAAUAACACAACUGUCACUUUAAAGGCACUUUUAAAUGACAAAACUGAGAAGUAGAAGCUGGAGGCGGUUCACACCUCUGUUGCCGACACAAGAUGAUCCCAGCCAUUGCUCUUGAAGCGCCGCCGCCGCCGCCGUCAGCGUUUCGGCCUUAAAGUCGCUCAGUUGGACCCGCAGGCCCCUCAGCGUUCACCUUCAGUCCCCUCGCUUCACUUUAACUCCUUUAGUUUUUUUUUCUCGGCCUGACUUCUGAAUGAAUUUUCUUUAUUUUUUAUUUUUUUUAUUUUAUUUUUUUUUUUUUUUGGCAACAACAACCCCCCGGUUCUGUUCGCAGCGUCUCAAAAUGUGAAUUACUGUUUUCUUCUUCUUCUCCUUCUUCAGCUUCUAAGGUUGAUUUCUGCGUUUGAGUGAACAAAACCUGAGACCUAGCACUUUGAGAAAGAGGGAAUGUUAGCGUGUGGGCUCGUCCUGCUGUCGGCCCACGCCGCGACCACACGCCUGAACUCAGUUUCCUGUGUGACUGCUGUACUAACGCCAUGUAUUGUAAUCCAGUUGUAUAAUAGUAUAUACUGUAGUAUACUUUGACCUGUACAGAAACACAGAUUGUUCAGUUCCUGCAUUUUUUUUUUUCGUUAACUUUUCUCUCGUUUGCUAAUAAAAUAUUGAUGACACCACGGCUUCAACAUCGCUGUUUGCAUGUGUGACGGAUUUUCAACCCAACAAUAAAAGGACUUCCUUCA
This is a messenger RNA of Myripristis murdjan (pinecone soldierfish), 6075 nucleotides long. RefSeq names its product valosin containing protein (p97)/p47 complex interacting protein 1 (gene vcpip1). Gene Ontology annotation, biological process: protein ubiquitination; Golgi reassembly; protein K11-linked deubiquitination. The transcript is spliced from 3 exons. Lineage: Eukaryota; Metazoa; Chordata; Actinopteri; Holocentriformes; Holocentridae. Bases 1 to 3534 code for a protein of 1177 amino acids. The record is from RefSeq and is a predicted model, not a curated record. Gene Ontology annotation, molecular function: cysteine-type deubiquitinase activity.